CUUCUCUGCUGCCGCCACCAUUUCCCAGCAGGCCUUGCUGCCAACAGGUUUCCGCAGCCAUAGUUAGCCUGGUGGCCGCCAUCUUUGUUACCGUUACGAAACCGCCAGAUCAGUUUUCCCAAGUUGAGGCAGAGUGCUGCGUCUCUCCCACCAUGUCUGACAUAGAGAAGGGAAGCCCAGACCUUGGUGGCCAGAACAGAGCCCGUGGUGGGGUGGGCCAGGACCCCAGAUCCACCGAGUCUGCGGAGUUGGGGGCAGAAGUCGCAAGGGCCGCAUACCCUGGGGACUUCCAGGCAAUAGUGCAAGCUCAUGUGGAAGAAGAGGUUUGGCUGGACAUCCCCGAAGUCAUCAUCGAGAACUGGGAUGUACAGCAGGUAGAAGAGGAGUGGGUGCCAGGAGAGGAGGAGGCAGUUGGGGAGGAGGAGGACGAGCAGGAGGAGGGAGAGGCAGAGGAAGGGGGUGAGGAGGAGAAGAAGAGGAGCAGGAAGAAAGCGACGAGCAAGAGCGUGAGAAUCAUGUGGACAAAGAGGAAGAGGAGGAUGAGUCCGUAUCAUUCUUCGCUAAAGAAGUGGCUGAAUAUAAGUAUGGCAACUCUGAGGAGGAGGCCCAGGAAGCGGGAGGUGAGGAAGAGGAUGAACGUGAAGAACCAGAAGAAGGACUCGAAAUGGACAUGGACUGCGCAGAGGGCAGCCCCGGAGAAUCCAGGUAUUAAUGUGUAGCCUGGAACAGUAACUAAUCGUUCCUGACAUAUGCCUGUUACUGACAACUUUAUGUUUGGAAGUUUUUCUGCAAAGUAAAUAGGAAAAACCUUUUGAAAUUCAGUUUUGAAAGAACAGUUUUAUGUUAAUCAUAUCCUUGUAUACUAGGAAAUCUAGAGGCAGUAUGUUCUGAAAUGUACUUCAUUCUUAGCCACCAGUCCUUUGUUCUGUAGCUAUAA
Molecule: messenger RNA, 937 nt
Organism: Equus caballus (horse)
Lineage: Eukaryota; Metazoa; Chordata; Mammalia; Perissodactyla; Equidae
Source: RefSeq, a predicted model, not a curated record